AUGACUUCACUUUUCCCUUCUUUAAAUUGGUGUCUUUUUUUGAGCGUUUUCUCGCCUGUGACACUCUUCCUCGAGAGCUUUAACAAGAAACAUCAAUUUAUGGUAAAGACGGUAGCUAUAAUUGGCGCAGGCCCAGCAGGGCUAAGUGCAGUCCGUGCGCUGCACACUAACAGCACCUUUGAUAUAGUUGUCUAUGAAAGAAACGACGAUAUAGGAGGAGUGUGGUACUACCCAGAGGGCAGCCACAGUGAAACUGCUAUGUACGAUUGGCUCGAGACCAAUUUAUGCAAACAGAUCAUGCAAUUCAAAGACUUUCCAUUUCCUGAAUGCGUAGAUGAAUUUCCCAAUAGAUCUCAGGUAUGGCAAUAUCUGAAAUCGUACUAUAAUCAGUUCAUCGAUGGUAAAGACAGAGUAAAGGUGCGUUUCGCAUCAAAUGUGCAAAGUGUUAUUAAAGAUAAUGAAGUUUGGCAAGUUACUGCUAAUGGGACUACUGAAGCAUUUGAUUAUGUUAUCGUAGCAAAUGGUCAUUUUGAUAAGCCUUACAUCCCAAGCGAAGUCGCUGGUCUCGAGGAAUGGAGGGCCGUGGAUAGCGAAAGCAUUAUGCACUCGAAAGAAUACUCAUCUCCGGAAUUCUUUAGAGAUAAGACUGUAAUAAUUGUUGGCAAUGGAAGUUCAGGUUCUGACAUUGCAAACCAAGUGAGUUCGGUCGCAAGCAAAGUUUACCACAGUGUACAUGAUCCCAGUAACACGGAUUGGUCAGACAAUGAUGUUGUGACCGCCGUCCCUGCCAUAAAACAGUUAGAUAUUUCUAAUGCAAGGUCGGUUACCCUGCAAGAUGGAAAUGAGUUCAAGAAUAUUGAUGUUAUAAUGUGGGCAACCGGAUAUCUCUACAAUAUGCCCUUUCUCAAAAGUUACCGCUCUGAAUUAUUUGGUGAUCAACAGGAUGGCUCUCACAGGCUCUUCAAUUUGUGGGAACAGGUGUGCUUUCGAACUGACCCAACGCUUGCAUUUUCGCUACUUUGCAAAAAUAUUGUCCCGUUCCCUGUUUCCGAGUUGCAAGCUUGCCUAAUUACUAAAGUUUUUACGGGAUCGGUUGAGGUGCCUCUUGUAAUGCAAGAUUCCUCAGAACCGGAAGGGAAAGAUUAUCAUUCACUUUUAACUCCGCUAGAUAUAGAAUAUUGUCAAAGAAUCCAGCAACUUCUGGACACCUGUGGGGGAACAGCUGAUAUAUUCCAGCCUAUCCGCUGGGAUGAAAGCAAAGUCGAAUUGCGUUAUAGAAGUGCAGAAAUGAAGCGCAAGAGAACGAAGAUAUUAGUUCAUAAAGCAAUGGAAUUGAGAAGUGAAAAGAAGCCUUAUUGCCUAUAA
Molecule: messenger RNA, 1365 nt
Organism: Lachancea fermentati
Lineage: Eukaryota; Fungi; Ascomycota; Saccharomycetes; Saccharomycetales; Saccharomycetaceae
Source: the annotation of a GenBank genome assembly